Letharia lupina is the source of this 1398-nucleotide messenger RNA. RefSeq lists its product as uncharacterized. Gene Ontology annotation, molecular function: catalytic activity. NCBI's taxonomy places the organism in Eukaryota, Fungi, Ascomycota, Lecanoromycetes, Lecanorales, Parmeliaceae. The transcript has 2 exons. Gene Ontology annotation, biological process: biosynthetic process. The record is from RefSeq and is a predicted model, not a curated record. Bases 1 to 1398 code for a protein of 465 amino acids.
AUGUCACAUGCUCUACUCAUGUCGCCACUGGCACUUUACAUCGAGCAAGUCUCCGGUCAGCAGCCAGUGUGUCCAUGUCCGGAUCCAAGAGUGACUACGUAUCCACCUUCGCCUCCAGAGAAUCUAAUAUUUGACUCGCUUCACUCCACACCGAUGCUCGACAAUACCCGAACAAAUCGGAUUCUAGUCUACCCCGGAUCCUUCAACCCACCCCAUCGAGGCCAUCUGCACCUCCUCAAGCAUGUGUUUCUACGUGGGGUCCAUGAUCUCAACAUCAUAGCCGCCAUCAUUAUCCCCGCGAGCGACAAGAGCGUGUCUAAAAAGGUCCAAGCAGCAGAUGGGACAUUCAUGUUCGGUAGAGAUGAGAGAUGCCUUUUAUGGAAGCAAGAUCUGUGUUUCCCAUCAUGGGCGUGGGUGUACGAAAGCAGUACGACCCCAUUUACGACCUUCUUGGAGCGACUCAUUCUAGUGACCAAGAAAGACGGCUUUUCACUUGAGUUCGUGCCUUUAUACGGCGCCGGUAUAGGAUCGCCUAGCAGCCCUCCUGGCCCCGCGUAUGGUUGUAAGACAGUCAUCUUGAGUGAUGCGGCAAGAGCGGCUGACUUUCAACGCUCCUCGGGCCGCCUGAGAGAUUUCUCCGGAUGCACCAAGUGGAGAAGGAUCCGUGUUGACCAGGACGCACUUCGGCGUCAUGCGAGGGCAAUGGCACGCUAUGCGUUGGAGUACAUGAAGACGGUUAGCAGACGAGAAGCCUUGGGCAUGUUGAACGAUGGUCCUGGUUACGUGGAAAAAGCCACAGAGAAAAUUGUUGCCAAAGCAACAGAGGAACUGAAAGCCGUCAUAACAUGCCGACGAGAAGUGGGAGGCCGGACACUUACUCUGCGCUUUGUGAAAUGCGAAGACGUUGACUCCAGGGCCGAAUACAACGACAUCAGCUCAACGAUCUUGCGUAAGGCUAUGAGAGAGAAAAAGGGGGUCAAGCUGAAAGAAGCGCUGGAUUGGAUGGCCCUCAGCCCGCACCUUCUCUGGUGGUACCAAGCUUCUUGGAUCGACAAAGCCAGGCUCGGGACGGGCUGUUGCAUCAGUUUCCAAGCGUUGACUGAAGAAUUCCGGAUGCCUGAAGAAUCUACGUUCUUUGAAAAACCGCCGUCGCUUGAGGAGCUCGGGCUAGUUGAAGCGGUUCCUUCGUCACUUGAGAAGCCUCCAUCGCUUGAAGACACUACGUCGCAUGAUCUAUCUCCAUCUUUCGAGGAAACCCAGUCACUUGAUGAUUCUCAUUUGCAAAAGGAGCCUUCGGGUAUGACUAAUAAGAAGAGGCGUUUUUCAGAGACUGAGCUCGAAACUUGGCGGUGCAGUCUUUGCCGAGGAUGGGGAGGCUUUUUGAGAGCGACUCGGUGA